AUGUUUCUCUUUCGUCCAUCGAAUAAUAACCAGCUUUUUGUUGCUCUUUCUCAAUGCAAUUCCAAUGAUGAACGUACCGAUGACGAUACAGAAGAAGUUGCUACAAAUCAAACAAACGCUAGUAAGAACAACAAAGAAUCACUAGAAACAUUGGAUCAUGGAGAAAAUGUAUCGGAUAAUGGAAUUGAAGAUGCUUUGACAUGGGUAGUACAUCAAAUUCCAACAUCGAUUGCUGAUCAAGAAUUACAAGCAUCGGAUAGUGAUGAUAAAAUAUUUACUACUAAAUUAGAGCAAUCCACGAUGUAG
This is a messenger RNA of Rotaria sp. Silwood1, 306 nucleotides long. The record is from the annotation of a GenBank genome assembly. NCBI's taxonomy places the organism in Eukaryota, Metazoa, Rotifera, Eurotatoria, Philodinida, Philodinidae.